This is a messenger RNA of Rangifer tarandus platyrhynchus (Svalbard reindeer), 405 nucleotides long. The record is from the annotation of a GenBank genome assembly. Lineage: Eukaryota; Metazoa; Chordata; Mammalia; Artiodactyla; Cervidae.
AUGCUGCUUUCUCGAACCCUGGAGAUAAAAGAUAGGUUUCCCGCGCAGCCUUUUAUCUCUCCCACUGUGUUGGGGUGGGAGCUGCAGGUCCCCGGGCAGCGAGGCAGCGGGGUGGGGGUGCGAGCGGGAGUGCGCGCGUGUGCGUGUGCGUGUGUGCGCGCGCGUGGCCUUCCGGCAGCUGUCCCGGCCCCCACCCCACCCCACCCAUCGCACCCGGCCCUGCGCGCCGCCCCCACCCCUCGUCGUGCUGGGUGCGCCGCGGGCCGCUGCGCGCCUAGCCGGCUACCCAGCGCCAGGGAGGCGACCCCCGUGCACCCCGGGUUCAAAGGCCCCCGCGCUGCAACUCCAGCCCCUCCGGGGGGCGGGGAGGCGAAAGGGGUGGUACGGGAGCCAGAAAAGCCCUAA